ACUAAAUUGCAUCUCUGGCCUUAGAAUGACUGACAUUGAUCGUUUGAUGUGCUGCUAAUACAAGCUGGCAUCCAUGCAUCAUCACUAAUGUGCGAACUUGCAAUCAAUUUAUAAACCAGGUUCUAUUUUUUUUGCCCAUCUGACGGUAAUUCCCAUGAGGAAACUAAUAAUUUUUUAAAUUAGCAGUUUAAUCUGUUGCUUUAAGAUGGCAUCACUAAUAGUACUUUAACAAGAUGCUGAACCUCUUUGCUCUUUCAUAGGGUUGGACUAUCUUCUUAUUUUUCUAAAUAUGAAAAGUAAAAAUCAAUGUUUACUGGGUUCUUUUCUGGCCCAUGCCACGGAGAUGGACACUUAGUGGAGUUGAUAUAGAAAUUUUUUGGUGUAGAGCCAGUUGACUGCCAUUUUUUUGUCCUUUGAUUCGCUUGCUGGUUACUGAAUAUAGAAAUCUGGUGUUCUAUCAAUUUUGGAGUGCUUUGAUGCAAAGGUCCAUGCCUAACUCCUCUUUUCUUCCGGUAAUAGAAUUCAUAUGUGUGCGCUAUCCAUCAUCUCUUAUCGAUAUUGAGUCCCUUGCUGCUUAUUGACCGUACAUUUCGGUAAUCAUACGAGUUUAAGUGCUUCUGGCAUCGUGACGGUGUUUGAAAGAUGGGUCAUCUGAUAUUCUUUCCAUUGAAAUACACUAGUGUCCAGUUGAAACACAUAAGGAGACAUGAGCUAACAAAAUUUCAGCAGUAAAUAGAAAACCCUCCUAAACAAGCACCAUAACAAAUGAUAACCGAGAGUUCUGUGAUGUUGCAGGCUUUUCAGCAGUUCACUGGUAUCAACACAGUCAUGUACUAUAGCCCAACCAUUGUGCAGAUGGCUGGUUUUAGUUCCAACCAGUUAGCACUUCUCCUGUCCCUUCUUAUUGCUGCCAUGAAUGCCGCUGGAACAGUUCUUGGCAUUUACCUUAUUGAUCAUUUCGGGAGGAAAAAGUUGGCCAUCUCAAGCUUAGCUGGUGUAAUUGCAUCACUUUUCAUUCUCGCUGGAGCAUUUUUUGGCACGUCAUCUGGUUCUUCAAAUGAACUCUAUGGGUGGAUUGCAGUUUUGGGGUUAGCCCUUUAUAUUGCUUGCUUCUCACCAGGAAUGGGACCUGUUCCAUGGAAUGUGUACUCAGAGAUAUAUCCGGAACAAUAUCGAGGAAUAUGCGGGGGCAUGUCAGCUACUGUUAACUGGAUCUCCAAUCUGAUAGUAGCCCAAACUUUCCUUUCAAUUGCCGAAGCAGUAGGAACAGGUUCGACUUUCUUGAUGCUUGCUGGCAUAGCAGUGCUCGCAGUUGUGUUUGUGAUUAUGUAUGUCCCAGAAACCAUGGGGCUGGCAUUUGUUGAAGUUGAGCAGAUUUGGAAGGAGAGUGCAUGGGGCUGUAGUUACAACACAGAAAGCCUUCUUGAGCAAGGAGACGACAAAUGAGUCUUAGUAGGUGCCGUGCGCACUAGCUGAGCUUGAUAAUAUCAGCGCCAAAUUGUAG
Populus euphratica (Euphrates poplar) is the source of this 1504-nucleotide messenger RNA. Its product is annotated as inositol transporter 1-like. The record is from RefSeq and is a predicted model, not a curated record. Lineage: Eukaryota; Viridiplantae; Streptophyta; Magnoliopsida; Malpighiales; Salicaceae. The transcript has 2 exons. Bases 766 to 1446 code for a protein of 226 amino acids. Gene Ontology annotation, molecular function: transmembrane transporter activity. Gene Ontology annotation, cellular component: membrane. Gene Ontology annotation, biological process: transmembrane transport.